AUGUCGCCAACCAAGUGCCGCUUCCUCGCUUCCUCACACAGGCAGCUGUUUGCAUGGCAGGAAAAUGCUUGGGCUGCUGCUACCAGUGGCACUAGCAGCGGCCGCGGUUUUGGCUCUGGCGAGUGCAGCUGCAGCGCAGACAGCAGCGGUGGGGGCGGCUGGGGCGGCGUCAGCAGCAACAGCGGCAGCAGCGGCAAAGGUAGCGGCGGCGGGGGUGGCGGUGACAGGAAUGGCUUCGCCAUGGGCAGCAGCCGUUGCAGGUCGUACAGCACCGACACGCGUAACCCAGCAAGUGACCCCCAGGACGAAACGGCAUUGCAAGGGCAAGAGUCCGACCUGGCAAGCAGCAGCAGCGGCGCCGAGGCAUCCGGCCUGGUGGCAGCGCAGCAGCGGCCGUGGCACUGGGUUCAGGAGCCCGCUGAGCUGUCAGACACCGUCACAGUGAACAUCAGCAGCGCCGACCUGGGCCCCGACCACACAGGCCUGUACUACCCCUUUGACGCCUCCCGCGUGCCAGAGGCUUUCCAGGCGUUCCACCAGGCCUUCUACCCGCCGCGCCCGCAGAACCUGCAGCGCAAGGGCGGCUGCCGCGGCCUGCAGGCCGAGAUCGCCACUGCGGGCGCUCCGCCGCACCUGAUGGGGCCGGCCGGGUCGGGCAAGAGCAUCGCGCUCGCGGCGCUGGUGGAGCGCGCCCGGGCCAGGGGCGAGCUUGUUGUGUAUGUUCCAGAUGCACGCGCCCUGGUGUCUGGCGGCUUCUUCUACAAGCGGCCGGAGACCGGGACCUACGACACCAUCAUCUCGGCGCAGCACAUUUUGAAAUCGGUGCUCGACAGCCACCGCGCGCAGCUGGAGGCCAUGCCGCGCCGGGUGUCUGCGCCGACGCCCGCCGGCGGCGCCACGGGCGAGGCGGCGGCAAAGGCAGGGGCGGCUGUCGGCGCGGCCGGCGGCGGGGCGGGCAGCCUCCUAGACCUUGUUCUGGCGGGUCUGUCCACUGAUGACGAUGUGAGCUUACGUCGCUUCGCAUGCCCUCGCUGA
Messenger RNA from Monoraphidium neglectum, 1035 nucleotides. RefSeq lists its product as hypothetical. Lineage: Eukaryota; Viridiplantae; Chlorophyta; Chlorophyceae; Sphaeropleales; Selenastraceae. The record is from RefSeq and is a predicted model, not a curated record. The coding region runs from base 1 to 1035 and encodes 344 amino acids. Gene Ontology annotation, molecular function: structural constituent of ribosome. The transcript is spliced from 3 exons. Gene Ontology annotation, cellular component: mitochondrial small ribosomal subunit.